ACCAUUUUUGUACAACAACAACCAAUUAGUCAAGGCAUGAAUAUAACAUUUCCAGCGGUUAUCUAUCUUGCUGUAAUUACCUAUGUCUGUGAUAAUGUGAUGGCACAGAGAGGCUUUCAUAGAGAAAUUGUAAGACGAAGACGAAGCGAACCUAAAUACAUGCCCGCACCAUGUGUUCCAACAAUGUGCCCUGCUGAAUAUGCAUUGUUAGAUAACCAAACUGCUAGUCCAAAUUGUUACUACAUCAAUGAAGGGGAUGAGAGAACCUGGUAUGAGGCUGUGACGUUCUGCAUUGGGACAACAGGAGCCAACCUUUGGAGGACAAAUAGUGAAGCAGAAGCUAAUGAGGUCAGAACGCAAUUCAAUAUCGCAAAGAGCCUCGAUCUAUGGACUGGUGCUAUUCCUGUUUCAGGUUUUUCAACAAAUGAUAAGAAAUGUAUAAUUCAAAAAUUCAGCAACGGCACAGUUCUCAAUAUGUGGACAAAUUGUGAUAUCAAACAUGAAUUUGUUUGCUUAUUAACUAAGAAAACUUGUACAUGAAAGUGUAUGUGGCUAUCGUUAAAUUGCAACUGACGAAUUUUAUGAUGAAUGAUGUGAAAGAUAAUAAAUCAGAAUCCUUUAG
This is a messenger RNA of Mytilus californianus (California mussel), 622 nucleotides long. RefSeq lists its product as uncharacterized. The transcript is spliced from 7 exons. The record is from RefSeq and is a predicted model, not a curated record. Bases 37 to 540 code for a protein of 167 amino acids. NCBI's taxonomy places the organism in Eukaryota, Metazoa, Mollusca, Bivalvia, Mytilida, Mytilidae.